AUGCAGGAGGUUGAUGAAGCAACUGCGACUCAAAUACAACUGCUGCGGGAGGAUGACUACUGCAACGCUCAGCAGCAGCCCUGUGUAAUAGAGGAGCUCAACCUGGAUGUGCAGCAGACUGGAAUCCCCGACGCGCGAAAGUCGAAUCGAUACUCGUGGCCGCCAUCAGCAUCUACGAUAUGUGGCGACGGCAGUACUGGACCUCCUGCACGGAGAUCACCGAGGUUAUUAUCAGAUCUAACAACCCAAGAGACUUCGGGUGCAGCACAGACACAAGAUCCGAGGCCGAUGAAGCAAGCCGAGCAGCGGAUGGACAAUUUGCUGCAGGCAUCGGGUGGUACAAAUGGUGGUGUCGGCCCAGAACCUGAGGACGCGAUAGCCCACCUAGACAACAAAGAGUUGGAACUACCUGCCACAGAGAUGUUGGUGACUGACCAAAACAGAAGGAGCAUCGCGCCCAAGACAACUCUUUGUCUACAUUAUACCUCAACUGGCUGGUGUAAGCAUGGUGCUUGGUGUUUCUAUGUUCACGACCGCAACAAGAUUGCUCUCUGUCCAUCUGUGACACUUGGUAUUGACUGCACUGCAGGUGGCCCAUGUCUUCUCGGCCACGUCCCAUCGGCAGAAACACUGCCAAGCUGCGUGUUUUUCUUCGAAGGCAGAUGCAAAUGUUCCCAGUGUGCUUUUGCCCAUACCGUGAUUGCUCCGAGGGCCGCCGCCUGUGCGGAUUUUGCAAUUGUGGGAUACUGUGAAAAGGGAGGGCAAUGUGAGCAUCAGCAUCUACAUGAAUGUCCCGGAUCCGUGUGCAAGGGCGUCUGUGACAAUCCCCGUUGCCGCUUUUCACAUGACAAUCCGGGCUACGAGAGGGUUCUAUCGUUGCAGUUUAACACGGGGCCUCAAUCUGGUACGGAUGGAAUGACAUUGAAUAAUGAUGAUCAAGUUGGUGAUGGACACAGCCUGGUAUUGGAGCCCCACGAUGAAGCUAACGGUGUGAUUAUGCAGAAGGAGUUCAUCCAGCAGGAAGACUUCAUCAGACUGUAG
Molecule: messenger RNA, 1041 nt
Organism: Exophiala aquamarina CBS 119918
Lineage: Eukaryota; Fungi; Ascomycota; Eurotiomycetes; Chaetothyriales; Herpotrichiellaceae
Exons: 3
Coding region: 1-1041 (346 amino acids)
Cellular component (GO): nucleus
Molecular function (GO): metal ion binding
Source: RefSeq, a predicted model, not a curated record